AUGAGGAUGCAACGUAGUAACACGCAGGCAACCGUAAACAAUCGAGUCCAGAGAGCGGAAUGUGAGAUCCUGCAGAGAACGGCCGAUAUGCUGCUGUAGUGUGGAGAGUGCGUCACUUUGUCGGAGUAUCGUCGUUCGGUGGUUGUUUUCAACUUGAUCGCUCCAGCGCACCAGUUGCAUGUGACACUUUAAGCUCGACGGACGGGUCCAACCUCGCAGCGGUUCGUGCGUGUGUGUGUGUGUGUUCUCUAGUGUUCUGUACAUCGUACCACGCGUAUCUUAUCUUAGUGUUUAGUGUGACGGGAGUGUCACGCUAGAAGUGUGUCGCAACCGUUUCUCUGGCCACGCUCGAAAUGAUAAAUUGAUUCGGUGUUUGCUUUAGUGACACCUCCCGUGCCAGUGCUAACCGGUGACGCCUAAUGAGAAAUUAAACAUCCAAGAAGUAUCGUGCGCUAAUUCGUGCUUUAUUGUGUGCAGUGAUGUGUUGUGAAAACGGGAACCUUGUGUAAAAUUGAAGUCUUUUUCACCUUUAUUCAACGUGAGCGUCACCGCCACCACCGUAUACAUCAAUCGACGAAACGGUUGGAUAUAACAUCAAGCAUAUAUAGAUAGUUUAACCAAUCUACCACCUUACCGACAGUAAGGCUAGUUCAUGCCAAAUCGUGUGCCCUGUCGUGUGCCGUGUUGGAUAAGUUGUGCAUGAAAUGAGCAAGCUACAACAGCAGCGAUUGUACGUAUGAUAGGAUACGCAAAACAUUACUACCUUUGCUGUUCACGACCUCUCAGUCGCACCACCAUAAAAUGACAUUUUAAUGGAGGUUUUCAGCAAAAGCUUCAAUCUUUUACUAAUGGUUUUCACAGCACUUAACGUAGGAAAGGUGUGCGCCACAGAGGAGCUUUACGGACUGAUAGUGACGCCGUUUCGCAGCGACCAGCACGUCAAGCUGCACGUCUGGUGGAACUCAACGCUGCCAGAAACGACCGAUUACGUCGUGACCAUAACGCAUAUUGAUUCCGAAAAAUGUAUGCUCAAGGACAGCCCCUUUGAAAAUCAUAAACACAUCAAAUGUGCUCCGAUCGUUGUUAGUGCGGAAACUACGGAAGUUACAAUACCAUCGGAUCUGAAUGGCGUAUUUAAACACACGUGUCCAAUCCAACAGCACUGUACAUAUUCGAUACAGGUAGAAACAUUAAACUUACCCACCAGAGUGACGGAUGUGAUCGAGGUGCCAGACUGUGUGGAGGGGUUAUGCUCCUGCCACUACGCUGAGCAUUUACCCGAACUGCUCAACACAUCAGCCAUUAUUAAAAUUACCACUAAUCAGCUCAUCGUUAGCUGGACCCUCGGUACUUUCAAUAAAACUGAGUUGCCGGAAAAUGUUAAUCUAAAAGCCAUAUAUCUUGGCGUCCGACGUGGAACAAACAACGAUCUUGCCUGGGGUGGUCAGCACUCCAGUAUGAGAGAAAUAAUGCUUCCAGUGGAAUCGAAUACACACAGCUUCAACAUUAACGAUUUCAUCGGCAGCAAGUAUAUUUUCGUUGUUCAGCUAAAAGUAAUAGAUACCAGAGACUGCGAACGCACUGCACAGCCAAUACUUGUGUCCCUUCCGGAUGCCGAAAAGCGGCUGCCUAACGCAACUGGCGGAUCUAAAGGAACCUGUACCAACGACACCGUAUGUAACUGUGAGCGUUUGAAUAGGUUUCCUGAUUUUCUGCUUGGCUGUCGACACGAAGGAUCUGAAAUAAUCGUAACAUGGCGUACUUUAAAACCCGUCACCUGGCGACAACCAUCGUCAACUGAUAUCGUUCAACUUCAACUGGCGAUACGUUCAGAGCUUACCGGAGCAAUACUCUGCUCCGUUUCCGUAGAUCCCAUGGCCACCAAUACCCACACAUUCUUCGUUGAUGAGAUCGUACCAACUAGCAGCACCAGUUUUGUGCUAACUGCUUCUUUCAUUGACGGCAAUAAUUACUGCGAACGGAUAAUACCUACCUAUAAAAUUCCUCCGAACCUUAACUCUACAUCUAUAUUGGUACCGGUAAUAUGUGUGCUAGUCGCGGUUAUUACUGUUACAGUAUUGGCAAGCACUUUAUUCAUCUACUACAAACGUCGUACGAAAUUUCGUUGGAAAGCAAAUAAUUGGAGAGGAGUUUAUGUGCGUUCCAGUGGUGAUCAUCAUCCACAAGUGGCAAUGGAAGAAAACAGACUGUACAUAGAUAUGGACAUUUUGAAUGCCCGAGCACGAGGUGAUGCUGACUAUUUGGAAGUUCCCCAUUCCUGCCUCCGGAUUGGGCGCGAGAUAGGAAAAGGGGCGUUCGGACGCGUGUUUAUGGCUAGCGCUAUUAAAUUACCUGGUUUUAGUGGACCAAAAAUAGUUGCAAUUAAACAGCUGAAAAAAUGCUCAUCCAGCGAUGAGUUUGACGAAUUUCUUGAUGAAAUCACCAUGAUGAAAAAGGUCGGAAAACAUCCGAAUAUCGUUGCGCUGCUCGGUUGCUGUACCAUCAAAGAGCCGCUUACAAUGAUAAUGGAAUACGUUGGCUGCGGCGAUCUGCUGGAAUAUCUACGGAAAAUACGAGCGAAACACUUAGCAAAAGUUCAUCAGCUGGACAUAGGAGCACAGUUGGAGAAUGCCAACUCGGGACUAAACACUGCACCGGGGAACAAUAUAUUUGGCCCGAUGGUGAAAUACUUAGAUCUAUUGCACACAUCCUCCAACUCAGACGCAUCCUACAUUACGCAAACCGAUACAACUACACGCCCUUCGGUGACGGAGACCACCUACACCGCGCUGAGCGGGACCAUGGGCGAUGAGGAUAACAAUUCCACCAUCGGUAGCUGCUCGCUCGAGUAUGUACUUGACCAUAAAGAGUUGCAUAACUUUGCGAAACAAAUUGCCUUCGGUAUGGAGCAUUUGGAGGGACUUCAUAUCACUCACCGUGAUCUUGCGGCACGAAACAUUCUGAUCGACGAGCGGAAAACGCUAAAGAUAUCGGAUUUCGGUUUAUCCCGCACCGGGAUUUAUGUCAACACCAGAAACAAAAAGGUUCCAUUACGCUGGCUGUCUAUCGAGGCGAUGCGUGAUAAUCUAUACUCCAACAAGAGUGACGUUUGGGCGUUUGGAAUCGUGCUCUGGGAAAUAGGCACUCUAGGCGGCUAUCCGUAUCCUUCCGUAAGCAAUCAUGAGCUGUUUGCCUACCUGCAGGAAGGGAAGCGAUUGGAACGACCGGAAAACUGCACAGUUGAUGUGUACGACUUGAUGUUGCAGUGCUGGCGUGAGGAUCCAAACGAGCGGCCAUCGUUUCAGCAGAUAUCAAAGCACCUUCAGCCCCACAAGAAGAUUUACAUUGAUUUCAACGAAAUUGAACCGACCUACGUAUUUCCACCGACCAGUGAUCAAAUACGAUUGGCCAUAGCGAACAAUAAGUGAGACCAUUGUGUCCACCGCAAACCACAACAAAGAAAGUAAAGAGGCGAAUAAGGUCAAUUGGUUGAAAGUCUCUAUAAAAAAAAAAAAAACAAGAAAGACGUGUACAUGUGUGUAUACAUGCAAUGUAUGUGUUUUACGUCCUACAAAUUCCAAUACACAAUGUUUCAUGUUCCAAUCACAAAGCAAACGUCUUCAUGUGCAUCUAAUUGCAUUCUACCCACCGUUGGAAAUGGAAAUGUAUUGGUGUAUAUGUAUGUGCUGUUGAUGAACGUUAAUUAAACCAUGUGGGUUUUGAAGGUAUAAUUGGCCAAUUUUGCCAUCAUUCCCCCAGUGACACUUACUUUUGGUCAAACGCACAAGGAAUAAAAAUAUAAGAAAUAAAAAAAAAACAAAAGCAACACACUUUAGCAAGGUAUGGAACAUUUAUCUGUUUGAUGUUUUUUCAGGACCAACCAAUGAUCGAAACUAAUUUAAAAAAAAAAAACACACAAAAAACAUGACUGUGAUAAUGAUAACAUAAUUAUACAUAAUAUUCAGUACAAAAACGUACGGUAAUAAUACAACAAAAAAUCUGCUUCUUUUUCUUUUUUUUGACAUAACAUUCGUUGUCGGUGUGUGGCUGCUUAAGCCACUCAUGGCCUUGGCUAUUGUUAGUAUGAUGGAAUCGGUCUAUAAGGGGCUUCAGCCCAUAACGAACAUCCUGUUGGAUCGUGAGAAAUACAAAACCUACUGUAACUUUUAUGAAACGUUUAAUGAAAUGGUGACACGUUGGUUAAUUUUAAUAGAAUAAAUUGUAAUUUAGUAUAAUUGAGUGUAUUACCCAUUGUAGUAAUUUACAGUAAUUUAGUAAUAAUUUAGAUUAAUUAAUUCAAUCCUUUACGUAUUUUUUUUCAUUAAGUACAUGACGGCCUACGACAGGUUUAGCCUACUUGCUAAAGAGUAAUAUGGGUAUAAAACAAUGCUUACCGUCUGCUUUUAUAUAAUUUUUACAAAACAUGUUGCUAAUGUAAUUCAAACAGAACUCGAUUUUGCUGUGCAUCCGGGAAAUAUGUUUCAUAUAGAACGAACAAUGGAGUACUUAAACAGUUUACAUACUUAUAAAACCAGGAAAUGUAACCAGCGUAACAAGAAAUGAGCUUUUCAAUUUGUGUAUUGUGCACCUUUGGUAUGAAUGUUAUGCAAAACAAAAAAACACAUCAUCGAGGAGCUUAAGCAAAGUAUGGAACAAAACUGACAAAAAUAGCACUGUGUUGACAAUUUGUACACAAAACAAACGAACAAAGUAGCAAGAUAAGACUUCAAUUUUAUGUGGUUUCCAGUCGAACUGAGACGAAAAGGAAUAGAAAUAAAUAUUUCAACAUUGUUGUGAGUUUCAUGUUGAGUAAAAUUA
This is a messenger RNA of Anopheles coluzzii, 4818 nucleotides long. Its product is annotated as vascular endothelial growth factor receptor 1. The transcript has 21 exons. The record is from RefSeq and is a predicted model, not a curated record. The coding region runs from base 813 to 3428 and encodes 871 amino acids. Gene Ontology annotation, cellular component: signaling receptor complex. Gene Ontology annotation, molecular function: transmembrane receptor protein tyrosine kinase activity; ATP binding. Gene Ontology annotation, biological process: protein phosphorylation; positive regulation of kinase activity; multicellular organism development. NCBI's taxonomy places the organism in Eukaryota, Metazoa, Arthropoda, Insecta, Diptera, Culicidae.